Necator americanus (New World hookworm) is the source of this 222-nucleotide messenger RNA. RefSeq lists its product as uncharacterized. Lineage: Eukaryota; Metazoa; Nematoda; Chromadorea; Rhabditida; Ancylostomatidae. The coding region runs from base 1 to 222 and encodes 73 amino acids. The record is from RefSeq and is a predicted model, not a curated record. The transcript has a single exon.
AUGCGACAGAAAGGGGAUUGGUGGAGUUGGCGUUCUCGUCAACACGGGUAUAUAGGCCUAAAGAAUAGCGAAUUCGAACAACUUGCGAUCCGAAUCGGACGUCUGCGGAUGAGAAAAUGUGGUCUAACACCAGCUUUGACUAUCUUUGUUGCUUACACUCCAACAUCAAGCUACGAAGAAGAAGUCGAAGCUUUCUAUAUGGACCUGGAGAAGUUCAUCUGA